AUGUUAGGAACGCAGGCUCGAGAUUUUUCUGAUCUUAUUGAAGUAGGUGAACGAAUUGAUACGAGCAUACGGAGAGGAAGAUUAGAAAAUACACCCUCAGAAGCCAAGGAAGCACAAGUGGGGAAGAAAAAGGAGGGAGACAUCAAUUAUGUACAAGGACCCUACCAACAACCCUUCAAUCGCGCCCGUAACCCUUCGUACUCCCAACCAAACAACUUUGCACGGUUUGAUUCAACACGACCAAGGGCAGAAUUUUAUCAUACUUCUCUAAAUGCUCAAUUUAAUCAUCAAAUGGAUAAUCAACACCAUAUUAGAGCAAGACCAGUAAGGCCACCUCGGGAUGAGCGCCCAUUACCAAACUUUAAUGUUACACGGACAGAGUUGUAUAAAGAUUUGGUUGCAAAGAAUCUUAUGGGGCCUCAACCUAUUAAACCUCUCCAACCACCUUUCCCAGCUUGGUAUGAUCCGAACGCAACAUGUGAAUACCACAUGGGGGUGGCUGGCCAUUCUAUUGACAAAUGUAAUGCUUUCAGAAGACAUGUGCUUCUUUUAUUAGAUAACAAUCAUAUUGGGAUUAAGACAUGUAACAAUCCUAAUAUCACUACCAAUCCACCUGAGCAUGAGAAAGGAAAGCCAGUUGCCAUGAUAGAUAAUGACAUUAGCCUCUCAAAAGCAGUAGAGGACAUUCCUUGCACCAUGAAGCAGCUGUAUGAGCACUUAAGAGAAUUGGGCUACAUCCAGCAAAGCUUUGGGAGCAAUGAAAGAACUUCUCGAGCUAUAAAAAAUACGAGAAAUGUAUGUGCAUUAGAUGAGAAGGUUACAUAUUUUGUAAUCAAUAAGGAGUCACAAGCUAUAGAAGGAGAAAAUUCAUCCUUUCCAACAAAUAAGCUAAUUUAUGAAGUGAAGGAAUCAGCGGAAAAAUCCUUUUUGCUUAUUGGCAAAACAUCUCAUAAUGUCAGUAACAAGAAACCUAUUGCUCUCCUCCACAUACCAGCAUCAUUCCCAUAUCAUAGCAAUCAUGCUGUACCCUGGAAUUAUGGCUUAAGAAUUGAAGGCCUUCACGAUCAAGGGACACUAAACAAAGCUAGUAAUGUUGACAUUACUGUUGGUGGAAUUACACGAAGUGGUCGAAUUUACACCGAUGAAACCUACACGCUAGGGGGUAAGGGUUUAGAAGUUGGAGAAAGCUCAGGCACUAAAGAAUUUACCGUGAAAGGCAAAAAAGGAGGGAUCGAUGAAUUUUUAAAGAUUAUGAAACAAAGUGAAUAUAACAUUGUGGAACAAUUGAAUAAGACCCCAGCACGAAUUUCAAUAUUGUCCCUCAUUUUUAGUUCUGAAGUACAUCGAAAGGCUUUACAAAAGGUUCUAAAUGAAGCUUAUGUGUGGCCAAACAUAACUCCUAAGAAAGUGGUUAAUCUAGCUAAUACUGUGAAAAACUCUACAUUGAUUGCAUUCUUCGAAGAUGAGAUUUUCUUGACAGCUUCUCAAUGCCCAAAGGUGCUCCACAUUACUUUAAAGUGCCAUGGUUAUGUAAUAGCCAAAGUAUUGAUUGAUGGGGAUUCUACCUUAAAUGUCUUACCUCGAUCUACUAUAGAACUUUUACCUGUUGAUGCAUCUUGUAUGAAACAUAGCGACGUGGUAGUUAAGGCAUUUGAUGGGACAAGACGAGAAGUUAUAGGCAAUGUCUGCCUCCCAUUGCAAAUUGGACCAAGUACUUUCGUGGUAGAAUUUCAAGUUAUGUACAUUGAUGCUACAUAUACCAUGUUACUUGGUAGACCUUGGAUUCAUGAUGCUGAGGCUGUACCCUCGACUCUACACUAA
This is a messenger RNA of Prosopis cineraria, 1821 nucleotides long. RefSeq lists its product as uncharacterized. The transcript is spliced from 2 exons. NCBI's taxonomy places the organism in Eukaryota, Viridiplantae, Streptophyta, Magnoliopsida, Fabales, Fabaceae. The coding region runs from base 1 to 1821 and encodes 606 amino acids. The record is from RefSeq and is a predicted model, not a curated record.